Molecule: messenger RNA, 3694 nt
Organism: Centropristis striata (black sea bass)
Lineage: Eukaryota; Metazoa; Chordata; Actinopteri; Perciformes; Serranidae
Gene: syn2a
Product: synapsin IIa
Exons: 11
Coding region: 178-1581 (467 amino acids)
Biological process (GO): neurotransmitter secretion
Cellular component (GO): synaptic vesicle membrane; synaptic vesicle
Molecular function (GO): ATP binding
Source: RefSeq, a predicted model, not a curated record
CAGCCAGUGAGGGGGAGCUCUGAGGAUGCUCCGCUGAACUGGGAGGGAAUACAUUCGCUGGGAGUUUGCAUUAAGAGCUCAGCCAUUAUCAGCUGCACACUGGGAACAGAGACUCGUCUGCAGAAUCAUUUUCCACACCCGGUGCUUGUUGACUCUUCUUCUCUCUCAGCUGCAGCUAUGAAUUACCUGCGUCGGCGUCUCUCGGACAGCACCUUCAUCUCCAACCUCCCCAAUGGCUACAUGACAGACCUCCAGAGGCCUGACAGCGCUCAGCCUCCUCCACCUGCCACCACCACCACCCCGGCCAAGUCUCCUACAACUGGGCCCACACCUCCAGCCACUUCCCCUGCUCCAGAGAGGAAACCCCAGCCAUCUCAGUCAAGCGGAGCGGGCUUCUUUAGCUCCAUCACCAACGUUGUUAAGCAGACAGCUGCCUCAGCAGGGCUAGUGGAGCAGACCCAAGUCACGACACCCAAGAAGUUCAAGAUUCUCUUCGUAAUUGAUGAACCAUCUCAGGAGUGGGCAAAAUUAUUCCGGGGAAAGAAACUACAUGGGGAUUAUGACAUCAAAGUGGAGCAGGCUGAAUUCAACGAGAUAAACGUGGUGGCUCAUGCUAACGGGACCUGCAACGUUAACAUGCAAGUUCUCAGAAACGGCACCAAGGUUAUCAGGUCGUUCAAGCCAGACUUCGUCCUCGUUCGUCAGCACGCCUUCAGUAUGACCCAGAAUGAAGAUUUUCGCAACCUGAUCAUCGGCCUGCAGUAUGGCGCCGUCCCAUGCAUCAACUCACUGGAGUCCAUCUACAAUCUGUGUGACAAGCCAUGGGCGUUUGCCCAACUUAUCAACACCCACAGGAAGCUGGGCGCCGAGAAGUUCCCUCUGAUCGAGCAGACCUUCUACCCCAACUACAAGGAGAUGGUCAGCAUGCCAUCAUUCCCUGUUGUUGUGAAGAUUGGACAUGCCCACUCUGGUAUUGGAAAGGUUAAGGUGGACAAUCACAGUAAAUUCCAGGACAUAGCCAGUGUCGUGGCUCUCACCCAGACGUACACCACCACAGAACCUCUCAUCGACUCCAAGUACGACAUCAGAAUCCAGAAGAUUGGCACUGACUACAAAGCCUACAUGAGAACGUCUAUAUCUGGGAACUGGAAGACCAAUACUGGCUCAGCGAUGCUCGAGCGGGUGGCCAUGACUGAUCGGUACAAGCUGUGGGUCGACACCUGCUCAGAGAUUUUCGGGGGUCUGGAAAUUUGUGCAGUCAAAGCUAUCCAUGGGAAAGAUGGCAAAGACUUCAUCACAGAGGUGGUGGGCUCCUCCAUGCCCCUGGUGGGGGAACACCAGGCCGAGGACAGGCAGCUCAUCGCUGACAUGGUGCUGGCAAAAAUGAACCAAUCAGCAGAGAACGAAGCUAAUGCUCCCCAGAGACCCACCACCAUACAGCCAUCACAGGGAACUGGCCAGAAGGGAGAAAUUGUCGGUGAACCCACUAAGAAUCCGGCCCACCCGCCUCAAGGUUGUCUGCAGUACAUUCUCGACUGUAACGGCGUUGCAGUGGGUCCAAAACCAGUCCAGGCCAACUGAGUCCCCCAGGAGAAAGAGUGGGAGCCUCAGAGUCUAGAUAACAACGACGUACCUUAGCUGAACACAAGCGCAGACAUUAUAUAUGUGUGUGUGUGGAUGCUAAUAGCUAGAAUCAGAUCUUGGUGACAUGAGCUCGGUACAGCUGAGUGCUGGCUGGCCUGGACUGUGUUUUUAACUCUAUGCAGUGUCAAAAUGUACUGUCUACUUGUUGACCUGUUGAUUUGUGUGCUUGUAUAGGUCACCUAUGUUUCAGUAGCUGUGGUUUUUAAUUUGGGGCUUUUGUUGAUGGUGUAUAAAGCAGAUUGUGCCUUCAGUGCUGCUCUGUGCUAUCCGUUUGGCCCGGCUAUGGAUCUUUUAUUUUUUGCCCCCCUACCCCUCUUUUUUCUGUUUCCUAUUUUUGAUGUGUACCUUUAGAUAUUGUUCAAACUGUGGACUAUCGUGCAGUUUGAAGUUUGUGUAUAUAUCUCAAUACGUAUACAGUACGUGUGUGUGUGUAUGGCUGUAGUGGUGAUUAUUUUCAUACUUAUACUAAUAGAUAUUUAUUUUUGUUUUGCAUGAUUGAUACAAAGGAAGGUGCAAGUCAGUUAUUAAUGUCUGAUCAAGUGGGAUGUUCAUGUAACAUCGCUGUUUUAUCCAAGCUGUGCUCCCUGUGAUUCAUGCAUUGUGAAUGUGUCAUAAGAAAUGCAUAUUAUAUAAGCCCUACAGGAUACAUGUAUUCAUUAUCAAAAACACAUCAUCACAGUGUGCAUACACUUACAAUAGCGACAUACAGUAUGUGGCCUUUCUUAGAGUUAAUUUAUCAUCUAUAUUGUCACGAUGUCACCAGAAAAGAGAUUAUUAAGAUUUUAGGAUAGAUAUAAAAAGUAGAUUUAUUGCAGAUUCUAUCAUGUAGGGUGUUGUGCAGGCGUCUGCACACACAACUUAAAUAUAUUUAUAUCAUUUUGAACCAAAGAAUAAUUAUUUACUUUCCGUCUUUGCACUCCAGUAACCCGCAAUGUAAAUAUCAGCGAGGGGACUGUUAAUACUGCAGCGUGUCACAUGGAGGGUGUAAUUUCAACAGCGAGCGGCGCUCCAAGACGAUACUUAUGUUUUCAAACCGCCUGUUGAAAAUCACACGCCAGAGAAUUGAUGCUGUAUUCAAGUUGUUGUUGUCUUUUUGCGUUGUGUGAAGGCACACAUUACGACUGAUACUGACAAGGUGUAUAAUGUAUGAUCUGCCACGUAAUGCUAGACAUAACCCCCCCCCCACCAUGCCCUCACACUGGGUACUGGCUAUCAUGGUGGUGUUGCCAUGACAACAAUGCAAGUGCUCUGAGGCGGCUUAAUGUGCCGGUGUUACUACCAUUCAAAGAUUCAACACUCUUCCUGUGAGUUGAUGGAAAGUGCAAUAUAGAUCUUGUUUUUGUUUUUUUUAUAACACAAUAAUUUAGUUAUUAUUUUGGAAAUCAGAUCUUCCAUCGACCUAAUUCAAAAAGAAGCCAUAGUCAUCCGCACAUUGAAUUGUUUUUACACAGAUGUCACAAUCACUUGGUUGUUGUCCAGUGGCUUUUUGUGGUGGCCAUUUCAUAUUAUCUAAUACCCGAAAUGGUGAAACAGCUAAAAAGCAACCAAAUCAACUGUAAAAAGAAAUCUGUACCGUUUUCCAACAAUUUAUUUGUUACUAUAGUAUAAAAUAUGUUCAGCAAGCUCUGUGUGCAAUUCUUUUCCAAGUUGUAUAAAGUGCCAUUGUGUCUGUGAGCGUAUCCUUGUAAAAGCCAUGCCUGAGGCUUUAUGGACGUGUUGUUCUGUUUAAUAGGAAAUAUUCCACGGCCAAAGGAGGAACAUGCCCAAGCUGCAUGGUUAGACCUUGGUUCAGUGAUCAUGAUUGAAUAUAAGAUACAUUAUAAAUGGACGUGUUUAUUUGGCCAUUGUGUCGAGGUGAAACGUAUAUCUUCAGACCUGCAGGACUGUAACUAUCAAGCGCGAUGGUAACUUGCGAAAUAUACUGUAUGUACUUUUAAAGCCGAUGUUGGACUGUUUCAAUCAAGAUCAGAGUACAAUAUAUUGUGGAAAAACUUCCUUUGUGGAUAUUUCCCCUCUGUCACUGGCAAUAAAGCUUCCUUUGCAAUAUAUA